UCAAAGGUUUCUAAAAGCAUCAAAUAUACACUUAAUUGUAUAUUAAAAAUAGAAGACGCGCUAAUUAUUAAAUUGUAUUUAAUACAGAUAGAUUUUGGUUGAGGUUAAGCUUAUCAACAAAGCACCAAAAGUGGAACGCCUAUAGGAAGCAAUAGAGAGUGACUGACGUUCAUAUAAUUUCCAAUGGUUGUACUUUUAAUGCAAAAAUGCCUGGGGAUGUGAAAUAUUCAGUACUUCCGGCGAAAUUAGGAGGAGGACCACAUAAUUUAGGCGAUCCCAAUGAUAAAUCUUUAAGAAAGGUAGAAAAAGAUGUACUUAUACCGCAAAAAAUGAGAAAUAAGGCAAGAGAGGAAAAGUGUGUUAAAGAAGUUAAAGAGUUCUCAAAGUGUUGUAAAGAUGCUAGUUUUGCAAUGGUUUAUAAAUGCAGAGAAGAGAAUACUGCUUUAAAAGCAUGUUUAACAAAGUGGUACACCGAUGAACAAUUUAGGGAACAAUGUACACAAGAGUAUUUACAUGAAAGAAGUGAAUUUCGAAGGACUGGGGUAGGAUUGAAUAACAAACUAAAAAGAAUGCAGUCUUCAUAAAUUUUUGUUAUUCAUAAUAAUGGAAAUAUUAAAAAAGCAUCAUAAAUCUUUAUGAAAUGUAACACAGGAAAAUAUGAUUUAGUAAAACAAAUAGAAUUUAUUAUUUUCAGUACAUGUA
Messenger RNA from Colletes gigas, 702 nucleotides. Its product is annotated as COX assembly mitochondrial protein homolog. Gene Ontology annotation, cellular component: mitochondrion. Bases 207 to 584 code for a protein of 125 amino acids. The transcript has 4 exons. The record is from RefSeq and is a predicted model, not a curated record. NCBI's taxonomy places the organism in Eukaryota, Metazoa, Arthropoda, Insecta, Hymenoptera, Colletidae.